Messenger RNA from Camelus dromedarius (Arabian camel), 3434 nucleotides. It is a transcript of the gene NABP1, whose product is annotated as nucleic acid binding protein 1. The record is from RefSeq and is a predicted model, not a curated record. Lineage: Eukaryota; Metazoa; Chordata; Mammalia; Artiodactyla; Camelidae. Gene Ontology annotation, molecular function: DNA binding. Gene Ontology annotation, cellular component: SOSS complex. Gene Ontology annotation, biological process: mitotic cell cycle checkpoint signaling; double-strand break repair via homologous recombination; response to ionizing radiation. The transcript is spliced from 7 exons. Bases 207 to 821 code for a protein of 204 amino acids.
UGUUUGGGACGCUGGGUUCGUGGUUGCUGGUUUUCUGCUCCGGGUUUGCUGUCACAGCCUGUUCCUUCCUGGAGCCCGGGACAGACAGGGCACGCGCCCGUCCCAAGGUCGCCCAUCCGCCCUCGCCCCUGGUCCGGGUGGGUGGGAAGCUUUGUCCCGCUCCCUGCCCACUCGAGUCUCCGCAUCGUAGCCGCACCUGCCUCAAUAUGAACGGGGUUAACGACCCCCCUCUUUUUAUAAAAGAUAUUAAGCCCGGACUGAAAAACUUAAAUGUCGUCUUUAUUGUCCUGGAGAUAGGACGCGUGACCAAAACCAAAGACGGCCAUGAAGUGAGAUCAUGCAAAGUAGCAGAUAAAACGGGCAGCAUCACUAUUUCCGUGUGGGAUGAAAUCGGAGGUCUUAUACAGCCAGGGGAUAUUAUUCGGUUGACCAGAGGGUAUGCAUCCAUGUGGAAAGGAUGUCUGACACUUUAUACUGGAAGGGGUGGAGAACUUCAAAAAAUUGGGGAAUUUUGUAUGGUUUAUUCAGAAGUGCCAAAUUUCAGUGAACCUAACCCAGAUUACCGAGGACAACAGAACAAAGGGGCACACAGUGAACAGAAGAAUAAUUCCAUGAAUAGUAAUAUGGGUACAGGUACAUUUGGACCAGUGGGAAACGGGGUUCAAACUGGCCCAGAAGCAAGGGGAUGCCAGUUUUCAUAUGCUGGUAGAAGCAAUGGCCGGGGACCUAUAAAUCCACAGCUACCAGGAACAGCUGAUAAUCAAACAGUCAUGACGACAAUAAGUAAUGGCAGGGACCCUCGGAGAGCCUUUAAAAGAUGACCUAUGCCAAAUACUCACAUGUGGUCUUUAAACUACGUGCCCUACUUGAACACUUACUGCACUUUUAUUUAUUGUUAACUGUGAAGACUGUCCUUUAUCGGUUUCCUCUUACAUUUUUGGUUUGUUAAUGAGUGAUUUGUUUUUUAUAGCAAAACUAUUAAGCUGCUCAAGUCUCCUACUGAAGAACAGGAACACUCUGAAGAAUAGGGGCAUUUAUUUUUAGAGCAAAAAGAUCUCUGGAUAUCCUCUAAAAAACCUGCACCCAUUUCAUGGGUGAGUUACUUAAGACAUCAGCAUUUUAGCCUCUAUGAGUCUAUCUUCUGUAUACAUUUUGUAAUAUUUGAAAUAAGGCUCAGUGGGACAUAUUCUAUUGUCUUAAAUUCAGAUAUUGCCAACUAAAGCAAUAACCACCAAAAAAACAAAAACUUGGUCAAUGCUAACAGCAAUUUGAGUGUUCAUGACUCCAGGAAUUCUUUAUUGAGUGACUGCCAUUGAGAUUUUCCAAGGACUGAAUCAUCCUAAACUCUUUAUUACCAAAAAAUAUGUUCUUUAUUGGAAUUAUGGAACAGAAUGUGAUCUGCAUUACAGCAAGACAUUUUUAGAAGAAAGCUACAUUUAUUUUAGGGUAGUCCUAUUAAUAUUAGCUUCGUGCAUUACACUGAGUGAAAAUUGAAAACUGAGGCCUUGAAUGUUUAUUUUUUGAAACUACUGUGUUAAAUAUUGCAGUUUAAUUUGAGGGAGUUAUGAAGUCAUAAUAAAUAUUAACCUAAUUAUUUUUACAAAUUAUGGUAGAUAAAUACAGUGAAGGCAGUUCAAAUUGAAUUCAUGUAGAAAUAUGUAAUCUUGAUUUAUAGAGUCCUGGGUAUUUGCAGAAACUCAGCCUGGAGAGAAAAUCCUAGGUAUUUACUUUAUUUGAAGGGGGGUGUAUGUGUUUAUUGUCAAAGUUUCUGAACACAUUUCACAAAGCCUUAUCAGCAAAAAUUAAGAAAUGGCUCUCUCAAAGAAGUGAAUACAGCUUUAUGUAGAAAUGGAAAGGCAGAAUGUAUUUAUGUGUUGUAAGUGGUCUCCAGUUCCACUUUUUACUGUAGAGUGGAUAACUGGUAAAUUUUUCCUUUGUUAGAAUUCAGCUCUUCUUCAACAUUAUCUCUUGAAUAAAACUUGCAUUAAUGUUAACAGACCUACCUUAUUUUUACUCUUUUAAUGAUUUACAAUGGAGAGCCAGUACAUUUUACUCUAAUUAUGAUGAUGACUUCAGCCUGCUGACUACUUAGCUCUGUGUCACUUUGUUAUUGUUUAUAGUACUUCAGUAGCUGAAGAUUAAGUUUUAUAGAAGUAAGUUUUUCCUUUAUUCAUACACUGAUGAUUAUAGUUAAUUUGGCUUGUGACUAUUUUCUUAAGAUGUUCACAAAAUUACAGAUGAUCGGGGUAAAAAAAAUAUUAUAAAUUAGUACAUAAUUUAAAAAAUCUAAUUAGAGGUAGGAGCACUAGCACUGAGUUAUUUGUGGGAGAUUAUAGUGUUAGAGGUGAUUUUAAAAGAAAGGAUUUUAGAGUUUUGGAAAAUGAAAAUAUAAGAUAUGAGUUGCUGAGCUUCCAAUCGUGGCCUAAUUUUCUCUUCACCUGUGAUGUUGGGCAAGUUAUUCCACUUGAAACCUCUGUAAGCCUUAGGUUCCAAAACUAUAAAAACAAGUAAGUAAGUAAUAUUACCACUCUGUAGAGUUAUUUAAGAUUUUCCAUGUGAAUGAUUGGAAUGAUUUCUGGCACAUAAUAAGCAGUUAAAUGUUUGUUGUCUAAUCAUACCUCAAGAAUAGAAAAAAAUGCAGGGUUAAGUGUGGAAGUACUGUUACCCUUUAGCAUGUUGAGAUUAACUAGAGAAAGACGUUCUGUUUUACUUUUGUAGUUGACACUUGCCUCAGUAAUUUAAUUUUCUUGUUCUGUGUUCUUUAUCAUUGAUUAACAGAUUUCUUUUUUCUUAAGGGAAGCCUUCAAAACCAAAGCAAAGUGAGUUACAAUCCAUAAUGAAUAUUUGCCUUCCAGCCCACUUGGACAGUACUCAUCAAGAAGUUAAGAGGAAGAAGUUUCCUGCCUUCCUCCUUCCUGGCACAUUCAGCUAUCGACUUUUAAACAAGUUUAAACACCUACAGAACACAUAAGCCAUUUAGUAUAGAGAUACACACUACUAAGUUUGGGUCCCAUUUUAUUUCUACAAAACAGUUUUGAAGUGGAUUGAAAUCUCAUCAGGCAGGGGGCCUGUCUUAUCUGCGUAGGUUCUUUGGGGAGUUGCUAUAGUACAGAAAUGGAAAGAUGAAACCCACAGGGCCAGAUAAUGAUGCGUAAUAGUAAAGGCUGCAUUAUGCUUUCCUGUGAACAUUUAGACACGUUUUCCUAUGUUUUACCAGCUCACUCUUUGCUUUGUUCCUGUAGUUUUCGUAUUCUAUAUUUGAGGACAGUUUAACUUGAGGAUGCCCUAAAUAUUUGUUAUCACUAAGUAUUUGUCACUUGGCUUUUUAUCAUUUAACAUUUUAAGAGAGUUUUCUGAGUUGAGUAAUAAUGCCAAGGGAAUGAUACUAAAAACACGUAGAUGUGAUGUUAGCAAAAAAAAAAAAAAAAAAACAA